This is a messenger RNA of Schistosoma haematobium, 2483 nucleotides long. RefSeq lists its product as uncharacterized. Gene Ontology annotation, molecular function: NAD+ kinase activity. The transcript is spliced from 11 exons. The record is from RefSeq and is a predicted model, not a curated record. Bases 219 to 1088 code for a protein of 289 amino acids. NCBI's taxonomy places the organism in Eukaryota, Metazoa, Platyhelminthes, Trematoda, Strigeidida, Schistosomatidae. Gene Ontology annotation, biological process: NAD+ metabolic process; NADP+ biosynthetic process.
UGACCUCUUGUCUGUGUUUAAUUCAAUAGUAGUAGUUUUGAGCAUUUUGAGGUAUCGUACAGUCAAUAUCUUGUUUCGAUGAUCAGGCUGUUUUGAUAUCACACAUUUAUUACCGCCAUUAAACUUUCAAAUACAUUCGGGAACGCUGUACCUACUUCGUCAAAAGAAGACGCGUUUCAAGACUAUACACUAACCUACUAAAAACUAAAUGUUAUGUGAUGUGUGAUUCGAUUUUCCCCCAUAGUUGCAAGUUUUAUUUCAAUGCAGAGCAGUCUCGCGUUAAGUGGAAGGAGUCCAUAAAAAGUAUCUUAGUUGUUCAUAAAUUUUGUGAUCUCAAUGUUAUUGAAAGUUUGAAAUCGUUUGUCCACUACAUGCUAAAGAAAUGGGAUCUGACUAUCUAUUUGGAGUCGAUUACGUUAGAUGAACUGAAGAGUGAUGAUUUAUUCUACCCAGUUAUCCAACAGUACGUAAAUUUGGGUAACGAUGAAUUCAAGCAAGUCACUACUGAACAUAAUGUUUCCAGACUUUGUGAAAAUGCAGCAGAAAGUUCCUCUAAAAUUAAUGAAAAAAGCUCGAUCAGGAUCUUUGAUCAUACUGUGCGAAAUAAAAUUGAUUUAAUUGUUUGUCUUGGUGGUGAUGGGACUCUUUUACAAAUUGGAUCGAUGUUCCAGGGGAUCACUCCUCCCGUAAUUGCUUUUCGUCUGGGCACACUUGGAUUUUUGACUCCGUUUCCUUUCAAAAUGUUUAGAACCCAAAUGAAGAGUGUUCUUGAAGGUUCAUCUUAUUGUGUAUUACGAACUCGGCUUUGUUGUCAAGUUAUUCGCAGUAAUGUUAUGAAUCAUAUUAGCAAUAAUAAUCCUGACAUACAGAAUACCUCAACUGCCAGCAAUUGUAGUAGUGAGAAUCAAUCUCAGGCAUCUAACUGUUGUAACGAUAUUAGUUCACGCUCCAGUUCACCAGACACUGAAUAUCAUUUCCUAAAUGACCUAGUUAUUGAUCGUGGCCUUUCUCCAUUUAUCUGUGAUCUCCUCAUUAAGGUGAAUGGUAGAGAAGUAACUACUGUAGAAGGCGAUGCAACUUCUGUCUAACUUCAUUUUUGUUUCACUGACCAUGUAAAUAACAGGGGAAAAAAAUACUUAUUCACGGCAAAUAUUGGAGUAUAAUGUAAUUUAGUUAUGAAUCAACAUUGUUGUUUGAAUAAAUGAAUAAGUAUUUAAAGAAAACACCAAUAUUUUAUCUGGUACGGACAUCCAAAUUUUUCACUAAUUCAGACAUAAGCCCACUAGGUUCUGUGUGCGCAGUUUUACAUAGAAAAAUAUUUAAAGUACUCAAAUGCCAGGGAUACUCUAUGGAGUGUUUGUGAAUUGAAAAAUCCACACCAAAACAUCGAGAAAACGAUGGGGAGAACAAAGUCAGACAGACCACACAACAUGAUAAUCUGGAUGUAAAUGUAGGCAAUGUACUGCAAGUUAAUUAUUCCCUCAGUUCAAGUAUCUGUAAAUAUUCCUAAAGUGUAAAUGUUGCGGUCCAACAUUUUGCAAUAAAGCUGUAUAAAUUGUCUUUCCCUUCUUCCUAUACCUAUCCGGAUUAGUCCAGCGUUAUUAACAUUCAUGGUGAUCGAAUCGGAUCAUAAUGCCUCAUUUACAUUGGAUGGUCCUAAUGGUCUUAUUAUCAGUACACCUACCGGAAGUACAGCUUAUUCAAUGACAGCUGGUGCUAGUAUGGUACAUCCAUGUGUACCCGCUCUAGUGUUAACACCAAUCAAUUCAUUAGCUUUAAGUUCACGUGCUAUUGUUCUUCCAACAUCUAUAAAAUUAGAAAUCUCUAUUGCCAGUAAAGCUCGUUGUUCAACUGUACACUUUUCUUUUGAUGGACGUUCGCGACACUCAAAUUUAUUGCAUAAGGGUGACGUUAUCCUAGUGAGUGCUUCACCGUUCCCUGUUCCAUGCCUUUGCAGUGAAAAUGAGGUUACAGAUUGGUUUUGUGGAUUAGCACAUUGUCUUAAUUGGAAUCUACGUCGACGUCAAAAUGCAGUGAUCAAUUGUUGUCCCACAGACAAAUAAUUUUAAAGAUUCCAUGUUCCGUUCUUACGUAUUAAUUCCUCCUGUAUUUUAUCCUGCAUUUCCUCAGACAUUUUGGUUUCUCCUGUCUUCGGUUUGGUAUUUGGGAGUUUUUGCUCCGGGAAGCUACAAAAUUGAAGGUUUGUUUUGUAAUUAUUAUAAUUAUUGCUGUUAGAACGACAUUUGGGUCGACUAUCUGUAAAUUGCGAAUAAAAUUUGGUACCUAAAUUGGAGUUUGGUUCAAUUGCUCAUUUGGGUUCGUAAAUUGCAAAUAGAUCGGCAUACCGUACCUCAGUAGCGGGAACGGGCAAAAACUUGGACGUAACAACGAGGAUGCAUCAGUCAUAUCUUCACCCUCUGUCAAAUGUUAGAAUACCGUCAUACUUAUCAAAGGCCAACAACCGUAGUGUCUCUUGACAUCAG